Molecule: messenger RNA, 756 nt
Organism: Melanaphis sacchari
Lineage: Eukaryota; Metazoa; Arthropoda; Insecta; Hemiptera; Aphididae
Product: 60S ribosome subunit biogenesis protein NIP7 homolog
Exons: 4
Coding region: 153-695 (180 amino acids)
Biological process (GO): ribosomal large subunit biogenesis; ribosome assembly
Cellular component (GO): nucleus; nucleolus; preribosome, large subunit precursor
Molecular function (GO): RNA binding
Source: RefSeq, a predicted model, not a curated record
GCUAUCAAUAGUCAAUAUUGUCUACACGCUAUAAAACCUACAACAAUUAACAAGUUUAACAAUUAACAAUAACACAAUAAAUCAAAUUUUACAAUUAUAGUUAGCAACUUGUAAUAUUACUUAAAAAAAUACAUUAUUUUACCAAAUUUACAAUGAAACAAUUGACAGAUGACCGAAUGAAAGUAUUUUUCGAAAAAUUGUCCAAAUACAUUGGCUCAAAUAUAAAAUUAUUAAUUGAUCGUUCAGAUGGAAAAUAUUGUUUUCGUGAAAAGAAGGACAGAGUUUAUUAUGUAUCUGAAAAAGUAUUAAAUAUGGGAUCCAUGAUGAAUCCUGAUAACAUAAUUAGUAUAGGCACAUGUUUUGGAAAAUUUACCAAGUCUGGAAAAUUUAGAAUACAUAUAACAUCUUUAGAUUAUCUAGCUCCAUAUGCUCAGCAUAAAAUGUGGAUAAAACCUGCCGCUGAACAGCAAUUUCUGUAUGGUCAUAAUGUUUUAAAGUCUGGUCUUGGACGAAUUACAGAAAGUACAACUCAAUACCAAGGAGUUAUAGUUUUUUCAAUGAGUGAUGUUCCUUUGGGUUUUGGUGUUGCAGCAAAAAAUACUACUGAAUGUAAGCAUACAGAUCCGCUAUCUGUAGUUUGUUUCAAUCAAGCCGAUAUCGGUGAAUUUAUUCGAUGUGAAGAUGAUUUAAUAUAACACAUAUACUUGCAUUAUUAUUAUUAUUAUUAUUAUUAUUAUUUAAAAUAUUUUUAAUAAA